CAUCACAGGAGAGUGGUGCUUGGUCUUGGAGGGUGAAGUGUGACGUCAGCGUUGUGGCCCUGCCGUGUUCAAGAACCAUUUCAGCGUGUCGGCACUUCAUAGUAUCUCCCCGUCUCCAGGCAACCCGAUCACGCUGCUGCGGCUGCGUCAUUUCCCGUGGAGUUGUGGACAGGAGCCCAAAUUGACAGAGAGAGAGAGAGAGAGAGAGAGAGAGAGAGAGAGAGAGAGAGAGAGAGAGAGAGAGAGAGAGAGAGAGAGAGAGAGAGAGAGAGAGAGAGAGAGAGAGAGAGAGAGAGAGAGAGAGAGAGAGAGAGAGAGAGAGAAGCGAAAUCUACAGCUGAUACACUAACAAACUCUGGAAAUACGCGCUGACUGCCGAGGAGAGAGGACCAAUGCAGCGAUGCCCGGCGUCCCUUCUCUUGCAUUGCAGCUAUCUGACAGGCAGCAGGAUGUUUUGAGGGGUCAGUGAACACGGCGUGUCAGAGCACGCACUGUGUCUGUGAAGUGCCAUGGAACCCGGUCCCUUUCGAUUGCAUCUGCAUUGUAAUUAGCUACUAUUCCGUCUGAUCCUGAGGAAAAAGUUUCAUUUGAACUGUCCUGAGGAAGGAUGAUAAAAUCAGCACGCGAGUGGUAAUAACGCGAUGGAGAGCGACACGGCGUGCAGCUGUCGAUGCGUUGUCUGUGUACGCACAGUCGGAUUGACAGCUUUGCAGGACUGAGUCACAGCACACAGGUAGGAGGCAAGGUGCCACAACCUUUCCUGUCGGGGUUCUGCUGUUAUGAAACGCUCUUCGUGGCUCGCGAGUGCUUUAGGAGCUAAAACUGUCUUUUAAUUCGCUAUCUCUGUAUACUAUGCAAACUGUCGGCUCGAUUCGCCGAUCCUAGACGGGAACGAUGUGUCUGGCGUGUGAUUAGUUCGGUGUGGUCUAGGGAUUCGUGUGCCUGUACAAACAUGGAUAACGCCAGCGCCAGCCACGACUUCAGAUGCGAUCGCCGGGUCUGAAAGUAACGGGGAACUUUACAAAACACGUGUUAUUCUGUUCAUCUGCGCACGAUACAGUUCUAGGAUGAGCACGGAUCUGGAACGCAUGUCUCUGAAUUCAUCCUCGGCCAACUCCGUGGGCUCCGGUGGGCGAACGCUUUCAGCCAACGUGAGGAAGCUGCACAAUGCCCUCAACCUGUUACUGAACGACUUGGAGCGGGAGCAGUUCAUCCACUGCCUGAACGUCUACCACUCCAAAAGAAACGUGUUCGACCUGGUCCAAACUCUGAAAGUCAUACUCAGCACGCCGAGCAAGCGGCAGCUCCUUCCCAUGCUGCGGCUGGUUAUCCCCAGGUCGGAUCAGCUCCUGUUUGAUCAGUACACCUCGGAAGGCCUCUACCUGAAAUCCGAUCUUCUAGCUAGUAACGGGAACCCCGUGGCUGCAGAUAGCCCAGGGAAAGCGAUGCCUUUGCCCGGCAAUGCUAACGCGCUGCCCGGUCAUUUCCAGCCUCCCCCUCUACAGCACCGUCCGUCCUCGGACAGUUUCAGCACCACCAGCGAGGGGACAGUUCAGCCGACUCCUUUUCCAGGGCGAGCGGCGUUUCAAGAGACCCCCAGCGAUAUCAGACAGGUGUCGCUCAAACGAAGUAAGAACAAAGAAGGACUCGGGUUCAGCAUCCGCGGCGGUUCGGAGCACGGAGUGGGCAUUUAUGUGUCGCUGGUGGAGCCGGGAUCGCUGGCCGAGAAAGAGGGUCUCAGGGUCGGCGAUCAGAUCCUGAGAGUGAACGACAAAGUGUUUGAUCGAGUCACACACGCAGAGGCGGUGAAGGUUCUCAAGGGCUCUAAGAAGCUGUCUCUGUCAGUGAGCUCCGCGGGGCGGAUCCCUGGCGGCUACGUGACCAAUCACGUGUACACAUGGGUGGACCCCCAGGGCCGCAGCGUGUCCCCGCCCCCUGACCUGACCGAGCACAGCAGCGCCACCUUGAGGCGGAAAGACGGCGAGCGGCGGAGCAACCUGCAGCUACUUCAGGAGGGGGACGAGAAGAAGGUGAACGUGGUGCUGGAUGAUGGCCGCUCGCUGGGGUUGAUGAUUCGGGGCGGGGCUGAGUACGCUCUGGGGAUCUACAUCACCGGAGUGGACCGGGGCUCUGCGUCCGAGAGUGGGGGGCUCAAGGUGGGAGAUCAGAUCCUAGAGGUGAACGGGUACAGUUUCCUCAGCGUGCCUCAUGAUGAGGCAGUGAGGAUCCUCAAGUCCUCUCGGCACCUCAUGAUGACCAUCAAGGACGUGGGCCGCCUGCCGCACGCCAGGACAGUGGUGGACGAGACCAAGUGGAUCACCGGCUCUCAGAUCGCAGAGAGCGCCACCACGGGCAGCAUCGCUGGGUUGUCUGAUCAGGCUGCUCCCGCUGCUGGGAAGCCGGUGUUCUAUAAGGGCGUGGCCGGCUCCCAGGUGAUGCUGUCCAGUCUGAUCAGCCAAUCACGCGCCAUGCUGGAGGAGCAGGCGCGGCACCUGCUGAACGAGCAGGAGAGGCAGACCAUGGUGUACUACCUGGACGAGUACAAGGAGGGACACAUCGGCAUCCAGGCCCUCGUCAUGGCCCUGUUAGAGCUGCUCAACACACACGCCAAGUUCUCUCUGCUGUCGGAGGUGCGGGGGCUGAUCACUCCCCAGGAUCUGGAGCGCUUUGACAGCCUGGUUCUGAAGAGGGAGAUCGAGUCCAUGAAGGCGCGGCAGAACUCGGGCACGGUGCUGGGCACAGACUCCUACUCCAUGGUGUCAUACGCUGACACACUCACAUCCACUGGGAGCUACUUCACCUCCACCACACUCAGCUCUGCGCGGGAACGCUUGCUGUGGCUCAUAGACUUGAUGGAGAAUGAGAGCACGCUCGAUGGGUCCAGCGAAUGCCUGCAGGAGAAUGCCGACAGUCUGCCUGACAUCUCUCUGGAUGAAGUCCAGUCUCUGGCGGGCCACCCUCCUCCCUUCAAGCCUCCGCCUCCCCCAGUGGUCAGUUCAGGGGGUCUGCAGCGGCGUCCGAGCCGGAGAGAGCAGCCCAAGCGGUCAUCGUCCGAGUUCUCCCAGUCAGGCCUCUUCUUCACCGCUCCCCACACCGCCACAGCGGACAGCGAGGCAGCGUCCAGCGAGGCAGCGUCCAGCGAGGCAGUGUCCAGCGAGCAAACCUCCCUCUCCACCUCCCCAGCCCCAGCCGUCAGCAAAGCAGAGGUGACCGCCCACCUCUCGUUGGUCAACCACCACCCCAUCGGCCCCUUCCCCCGAGUCAAGUCCCCGACCCGAGCUAAAUCCCCUGAGCCCUCCUUCUCUCCCAGCCCCCCUCCUCCCCCUUCUCACCCUGCCCCAGCCCCACCCAGUCCGGACAAGCCCCUCCCCCAGCCCUCCCCCUCCUCCUCGGCCUCCAAUCAGCACUUUGUCAUGGUGGAGGUGCACCGCCCCAACAGCGAGCCCGACGUCAAUGAAGUGAAGCCGCUGCCCCAAGCCAGAGCGGCUCUCUCGCUCCUCCCCCCAGCCUCCACUCUGUGCCAGCUCUCAGACAGUGGACAGACGCUGAGCGAGGACAGCGGGGUGGACAUUGCGGACACAGGGGGCAACAGCAAGGACAGCAGCCCCCUCCCAGCCAAGAGCUGGGGCAGCAAGGACAGCGCAGGGGGCGAGGGCAGGACAGAGUCAGCUCCUAAACCGCCCGGUCUCUUGGAGCCCACUUCCUCACUGGUGAGGGUGAUGAAGAGCGCCACCACGCUGGGCAUCGCCAUCGAGGGAGGGGCCAACACACGCCAGCCCCUGCCCCGCAUCGUCACCAUACAGAGGGGCGGGUCGGCGCACAACUGCGGCAAGCUGAAAGUGGGUCACGUGAUCCUGGAGGUGAACGGCGCCACGCUCCGAGGGAAGGAGCACAAGGACGCGGCGCGGAUGAUCGCCGAAGCGUUCAAAACCAAAGAGAAAGACUAUAUCGAUUUCCUGGUGACCGAGUUCAACGUGUUGCUUUAGCAGACAGAGAGGUGAACUUGAACCAAGAACUGCCGUGCGCAUUGACAUGCGCAUCCUCAUCCAGAAUACACGACUAUAACACAGGGUGUACAGAACCGGCUUAUAUAAAGACAGCGAAUUCAGGGUUCAUGCACACAUACAAUUAUUAUAGAUACAGGAAGCAUGCUGCUCUCUGAGAGACAGGCUGUCGCUAUCUAUAUAAAACUGUAUAUAAAAGUGAAAUGCCAUUGAAUUGCCUUGUGUCAUCAGUGAGCUGCUAUCAUCACCGCUGUCAGCUUUAUUACUGAAGGUCCUCUUUUGAGUUUGGCACUGACGUCUCAUUACAGGAAGUACGCAUUUUAAAUAGAUCCCCGUCACGAGAGAGUGAGUACUGACCGCUAAUUGAGAAGUAUUAUGAAUUGGAAAAUUCGAACCCUAGUCUGUAGACUCUUCAAAGCCUUCUCUGACACAGCUUCAGAAGCACACUGGUCUGGUUUGGUGUGCCUGAGGGAGGGAGGGAGGCUGUCUGGAGCACAGGGAGGCUGUUAAGCUCACAUGCUGCAGCUGCUGCACAUUUCCUCAAGCCAGGAUGAAAAGUAAAUCGGAAUCUGACACUGCAAUUAAACAGUAACCAGACGUUGUAAGCCACUACUCAGUAUGCCACUGAGAGUACACAUCUUCUGGAAAAAAGAGAAACACAAUUCAAAAUAGAAAAUGCAUACAUCUGAUUACAAUAAAUAAAUAAAUACAUGAUGAAAUGGAGCUAAAGCUGUCUGAAAGGAGAGCACUGCUUUGAAAUCCUUGUUAGUUUGUGUUGUGAAUGCUCUGUUCAGCCUCUAUACCUCCCAGUAGAUGGUACACUCUGCCUGGCCUCGAGCUGUCCGUUUCUUGAGCUCUUAUUUUCUUAGUUAUUGCCCUGCCUCUCUCUCGUCACGGUUUGUCUUGAUGUCACAUGUACAGUUUAAUAAGACACUUUGUAAACUGCAGCGUCCGUCAUUGUGUUUAUACAGAACUAGUGUGUUUAAUUUUCCAAUAAAGAUACUAUAC
Messenger RNA from Acipenser ruthenus (sterlet), 5012 nucleotides. Its product is annotated as whirlin. Lineage: Eukaryota; Metazoa; Chordata; Actinopteri; Acipenseriformes; Acipenseridae. The transcript has 13 exons. Gene Ontology annotation, biological process: sensory perception of sound; auditory receptor cell stereocilium organization. The coding region runs from base 1068 to 3986 and encodes 972 amino acids. Gene Ontology annotation, molecular function: protein binding. Gene Ontology annotation, cellular component: stereocilium tip; photoreceptor inner segment; stereocilia ankle link complex. The record is from RefSeq and is a predicted model, not a curated record.